Molecule: messenger RNA, 840 nt
Organism: Aspergillus tanneri
Lineage: Eukaryota; Fungi; Ascomycota; Eurotiomycetes; Eurotiales; Aspergillaceae
Product: putative AT DNA binding protein
Exons: 1
Coding region: 1-840 (279 amino acids)
Source: RefSeq, a predicted model, not a curated record
AUGUGCCAGCUUCUACAAGCGCCAGUCAGUCGAGGUCCGGGGCAUUUUCCUCCACCACGUCUAGAAUCUUCAGCGCCACCUACGCCUUCGCUCGAGAGCAGCAACCCCCGAAAGCGACCUCUAUUCCCCUCAGACAAACCCCCACUCGCUCCACGGGCUAUUCAGCCCCGGCCGGCGGCAGCCAGUACGGCGUCUCUCAGUAGCGAGAGCGGCGCUUCAGUCCUUGUGUCUCCCAGUGCAGAAAGUGUUCCGGCUAGAGGUGAGCCACCUCGAAAACGAGGACGUCCAAGUAAAGCCGAAUCAGAACGACGCAAGGCGGCUGCGGAGGCUCGGGGGGAAACAUAUCCACCCCCUCGACGGUCGGGCUCCAAUAAGAUGAAAGCACCCUCUGCACCAACUAGUCCCGCUGGAAUCGAAUCGUUGGGGAGCUCAUUUGCCCCCCAGCCUCCUGGAAGUCGACCUGCAAAUAUCCCACGACCUGACAUACGCUAUGCGCCUCCGGCUCCGCCUGCAAUGGCAAUGGGGAUAUUGGGAUCCAGUGAUGAUGAUCGGGCAAGAGAUAUAGCCAACCGCGAUAUAGGACCGACAAUAAGAGAGCUUCCGCGUCCAGGAGAUAUUAGACAAACGUUGCCCUCCCCGGUGACGUUGCAACUAGGCCAUAGGGAGACGAUCCCACGAACAGACACUGGUGAACGACCGUUUGAACGACCUCCAUCCGAUAGGAUUUCUUUUACGGACAGAAGGGCACUCAUUCAUCCCACCAGUGGGCGGCCUGACGAGCCUUCCGUGUCAGGGCCGGAAGCCACUUUGCGCACUUUGGGUGAGAAGCGAGCAGAAUAA